ACGACCUAAAUUCCAAGCAUUGCACUACCCAGAUCAAAAUUUCACGUGUGGACAAAAACAAAAAUAUUUAGCCAGUUAAUUAACAAAAAAUGCUCACGAAUAAAGUGUUUCUGAAGAAGACAAAGAAGGGAAGCAUUUUGAAGAUUGUUAGGGAACAUUAUUUACGAGAUGACAUUGCCUGUGGGUCAGCAUGUUGUGACAUUUGUGUACAUGACGAAAAGGGUCCAGUUUUGGAAGAUAACCCAGGGAACCCAAGUCAGCAGUUUAGAGAAGAACACUACAUUAUUCCUGACACGAAUGUCGUCCUCCAUCAGAUUGAUGUGCUUGAGGAUACAGCAUUACAGAAUGUCAUCAUUCUUCAGACAGUUGUUGAAGAGGUGAGACACCGUAGUGCACCAGCAUAUAAAAGAUUGAAAGAAGUCUUGGCCAACCCUGGCAAACAUUUUUAUUCAUUUGCAAAUGAAUUCAACAAAGAAACCUACAUAGAGAGGGAACCCGGUGAGAAGUCAAAUGAUAGAAAUGAUCGUGCAAUACGUGAGGCAGCAAUAUGGUAUAGAGAUCAUCUCAGUAAACAGAACUGUAGUGUAAAAAUAGUUCUUAUAACUAACGAUGCUGACAAUCGAGCUAAAGCAAAACAGAGUGGUCUGGUAGCUUUCACAGUUCAUGAGUACAUUAAAGGCCUGAAAGACAAUGGUUCCCUGCUUGACAAGCUAGCACAUGUAGGAACCGGCCUGGUACAUGAGAGAGACAAAGUACAGUUUCCGGAACACUUACCAAUGGUUGAGAUACAGAGGGGUAUCAAGUCUGGGAAAUACUUGCAGGGAAACUUUGUCGCCAGUCGAGAAAACUACCUUGAGGCCAAUAUAAGUCUACAUACUGGAGAUGAAAUGGUGUUUGUUCAAGGUCAUAAGAACCUGAAUCGAGCUGUGAAUGGUGACAUAGUUGCCAUGGAAAUGUUACCUGAGUCUGAAUGGAGUUGUCCAAGCUCUCUAAUUUUGGAGGAGACAGAGGAGAAAAAUGAUGAUGCAGAUAUUGAGGAGGAGGAUGAGAAGAUAAAGAGAAAUAAAGUACCAAAGGAAUUAAGGCAGCCCACUGGACGUGUUGUAGGAAUCAUCAAGAGAAAUUGGAGACAGUAUUGUGGCAUUUUACAGAAGUCGGCUAUACAAGAGGCAACAAGACAUCUGUUUGUGCCAGCAGAGAAACGAAUUCCAAAGAUACGUAUAGAGACUAGGCAAGCCAAGGAUCUGUGUACACAGAGAAUAGUUGUAGCUAUAGAUAGCUGGCCUAGAAAUUCACGCUACCCUCAGGGACAUUUUGUGAAGAAACUUGGCAAUAUUGGAGACAAGGAGACAGAAAAUGAGGUUCUUCUAUUAGAACAUGAUGUGCCACACUCUAACUUCUCCGAGGCAGUGCUUAGUUACCUGCCCAAAAUGCCUUGGGUCAUCACAGAGGAGGAUAUGAAACACAGAACAGAUUUAAGACAUAUAACUAUAUGCAGUGUAGAUCCACCAGGAUGUACGGACAUAGAUGAUGCUUUACAUUGUAGAGAACUGGACAAUGGAAACCUUGAGGUAGGAGUACAUAUUGCAGAUGUAAGUCAUUUCAUAAGACCUGGAAAUGCUUUAGAUAGGGAGGCAGCUAAUCGUGGUACAACAGUUUAUCUUGUAGACAAGAGGAUAGACAUGGUGCCAGAGUUGCUGAGUUCUAAUCUGUGUUCCCUGAGAUGUGAUGUAGACAGAUUUGCAUUUACUGUGAUAUGGGAGAUGACCCAUGACGCUGCAAUCAUCAAGACAACAUUUAUGAAGAGUGUUAUAGAAUCAAGGGCAUCACUGACGUAUGGAGAAGCACAGAUGAUAAUAGAUGAUCCGAGCAGGAAUGAUGAUAUAGCCAAGAGUCUGAGGGGUCUUAAUAAACUUGCUAAAAUACUCAAACAAAACAGAAUUGAUAAAGGUGCCCUUACCCUAGCCUCUCCGGAGAUUCGCUUUAAUAUAGACAGUGAAACACAUGAUCCUAUUGAUGUUCAAGCUAAGCAGUUACUAGAUACAAAUUCCAUGGUAGAAGAGUUUAUGUUAUUGGCAAACAUCUCAACAGCCCAGAAGAUACAUGAGGAGUUCCCUAACUGUGCUGUACUGCGGAGACAUCCGUCCCCGCCUGCAUCCAAUUUUGAUCCUCUAAUAAAGGCAGCACAAUCUAAGGGAUUCAAAAUGAAUGUAUCAAAAGGCAAAGAUUUAGCUGACAGUCUGAAUGCGGCUGUAAUAGAAGACGACAAAUAUUUCAACACCAUGUUACGGAUAAUGACAACAAGAUGUAUGAUGCAGGCAGUGUAUUUUUGUAGUGGAAUGAUACCAGAAUCAGAAUUUCUCCAUUAUGGUCUAGCCAGUGAGAUUUAUACUCACUUCACUUCACCAAUUAGAAGAUACUCGGAUAUACUCGUCCAUCGUCUACUAGCUGUAUGUAUAGGUGCUGACUCGUCCUACCCAGAGCUUCUUGAUAAACACAAGACACAGUCUAUCUGUAAUAAUCUCAAUUAUAGACACAAGAUGGCGCAAUAUGCUGGACGUUCAUCCGUAAAUCUACACACACAUUUAUUCUUCAAGAAGAGAGUCAUUGAUGAGGAGGGAUACAUACUGUUUGUUAGAAAGAAUGCAGUGCAAGUUCUUAUUCCAAAAUAUGGUCUCGAGGCAACUUUAUAUCUUAAUACAGAUGGCCGCAAGAAAGGACCAACAUUUGUGUUCAAUGAAGAAGAGAAUACUCAGUGUUGUGGUCCAGUGACUCUACAUGUGUUUGACCGUGUUAUGAUACAGAUCAGCAUAGACAGGUCAAAUGUGCAGCAUUUAAAACUACAGAUUCAACUUGUGGAGCCUGUGAUUCCAGAAUUUAGUGUACCUCCGACAGUUGAAGAAAAACAUUCUGAAGAGCCCCCAGCAAAGAAGAUAAAAACGUGAACAGGAAAUCAUAUUACAUGAGAUAGAAAAAAAAAACUAGCAGAAAGUUAGGUUUGACACGUAAACCAGUAACCUCAAAAGAAAAUAAGGACAUAAACUGUGCUCGAUAUAUUAUUCCAUGAAAUAAAAUACAUUACAAUAAAUAUUUCUGUACAAAAUCCUGUUUUCCAUAAAGAGGGUUAAACUAGACCUCAUGCCUAUAGCACUUGAAAAAAGGUAUGACAAGAACGUGAAACUUCACGGAAGUUAUGCUAGUUAUAGUAAGAAAUUAAACUGAACAUGAGUCUAGACGUCAGUAAACUUGUUCAGCAGUGAAUUAGUCUGUGCCAAUGGGUUUAUAUAAUUAUUGGAAGAAUAAAAAAUGGUAUAUCAUC
Mercenaria mercenaria is the source of this 3319-nucleotide messenger RNA. RefSeq names its product exosome complex exonuclease RRP44-like. Gene Ontology annotation, cellular component: cytoplasmic exosome (RNase complex); nuclear exosome (RNase complex). Bases 90 to 2945 code for a protein of 951 amino acids. Lineage: Eukaryota; Metazoa; Mollusca; Bivalvia; Venerida; Veneridae. The transcript has 22 exons. The record is from RefSeq and is a predicted model, not a curated record. Gene Ontology annotation, biological process: rRNA catabolic process. Gene Ontology annotation, molecular function: 3'-5'-RNA exonuclease activity; RNA binding; endonuclease activity.